Messenger RNA from Ochlerotatus camptorhynchus, 1409 nucleotides. RefSeq names its product three-prime repair exonuclease 1. Gene Ontology annotation, biological process: DNA catabolic process. Lineage: Eukaryota; Metazoa; Arthropoda; Insecta; Diptera; Culicidae. The record is from RefSeq and is a predicted model, not a curated record. Bases 126 to 1115 code for a protein of 329 amino acids. The transcript has 3 exons. Gene Ontology annotation, cellular component: cytoplasm. Gene Ontology annotation, molecular function: 3'-5'-DNA exonuclease activity; nucleic acid binding.
CCUGUAGAAUGCACCUAAUGUAGCACCUACCGCAAAUCUCAGCUAAAUGCAAUUGAUUUAGCCCGUAAGGUUGCAGUAAUGCAGAGCACUGCACGCCGUAAACACGUACACAUAAUCUAUUGGCGAUGGCUCAGUUGGAAUCUUUCGUAUUCUUUGAUUUGGAAACCACGGGUUUACCAGGGCUGCAGAUGCCCAAAAUCACCGAGAUCUCGCUGAUAGCCUGUUCCAAGAAACAUCUAUUGAACACGAAACGAGGGGAGCUCCCCCGGAUACUGAAUAAGCAAACAUUUUGCCUCAACCCUCAGCGAGUGAUUCAUCCAAAGGCGUCGGAAACUACAGGGCUAUAUAAUGAUAUGUUGGAAAAUGAAAGCAGAUUUGAUGAAAAUACAGCCAAGUUGAUUGCAUUAUUUUUGCAACGUCUCCAAUCCCCGACAUGUCUGGUAGCACACAAUGGAAACCGGUUCGAUUUCGUGAUACUAAAAAAGGAGUUGGAAGCUCUGAAGGCACAGCUACCAGACAACACGUACUGCAUCGAUUCGCUGCCCCUGUUUCAAGCCUUGGAGCAGGAAAGAGAACGGAAGGCAAAGGCGGUUCAGGAAAAUGCGGAUAACGAACUGGCUGAUCUCGAACUGACUGCCAUUACGGCCAUGGAGGAACUGGAGGGCAGUUCAAGCACAUUGUCACAGAUGCAAAAACUCAAUGAAACCACACCACAAAGGAGCAAAAUAACCGAGAACUACAAAAAAGUCUUAAGGUCAUACCUGGAUGUGACUCCCUCCACGCAGAGCCAAUCGAGUGAAACGACUCGACAGCGAAAGAGUCCAUCCCGAUCGAAGCGCCAACUGUUUACCACUGAAGGAGAAAGUUCAAAUUCAGCGUCACCUCCGUCAACCCCGGUGCCAACAACGCAAUUAUCACCCGGCCUGUCGGUUAAGAAAAGGUUCCGACUGUGCGACGUCCACGAGCGUUUACUUGGUGUACCACCCAAAAUUUCCCAUUACGCAGAAUGUGACGUGGAAGCUCUGCUCAAAUGUGCAAUUGCUGAGGGAUCCGCCUUUGUGGCGUACGCUGAGGAGCAUGGUGCAAAAUUUCAAGACUUUUCAGGAAAAUUUUGACUGGAUAUUUUUGUUAGGAACGUACUAUUUUGUAUUAUUGUUUGUCAUUCCCGUAUAGCAUGCAAAAUUUAUUUGAUGUAGUACGAUUAGCAUCUAAAAUGUGUUAAUAUUUUACAGGUAAAUAUUGUACCGAGACUUUCGAGUUUAACGUUUAACCGAAAUAAAUGUAAUGUAGAUUGCAUGGGAUAUUACUUUGGUGUUUUGUUUAAGGUGCAACAAUGUCCAGUAACGCCUGGUAGAUUACCUUUUCGUGGUGCUUUACUGACUUUAGGCUCUAUCACCGAAGCCUAGUCC